Molecule: messenger RNA, 1065 nt
Organism: Cylindrotheca closterium
Lineage: Eukaryota; Bacillariophyta; Bacillariophyceae; Bacillariales; Bacillariaceae
Source: the annotation of a GenBank genome assembly
AUGGAAGAGUCUGCUGCUGAUGGAAACAAGGAGGCGACAAAGUCGUCCUCUGAUGUCAGCGAUCAGCCAACGCCGGUGCAGCGGACUGCAAACGAUAUACUCUGUGGCCGCGGGGUCCCAAUUCUGAACUAUCACGGAAAUAUACGGCUUCAUAAUAUCAUUGAUUCUUACAGAGGCAGCUAUCUUAAGUCAGACCGCAAGGAAAAACCCGUUUUGGUGCGGCAGAUCGUGAGGGAAAUAAAGGCCGGAGGAGCAAGAUUCCUGAAGCGGUCCUCAGGUAACGAUUCCGACUCCUGGGUUGAGGUCAGCGAUAGCUACGCCCACGAAAAGGUUAGUCAUGCUCUUCGCUGUAAGAAAGCAGCUGCCAAAUCAGGAUCAACUUCGACGUCGGCUUCAGCAAUCAAGGCAUCUCUCGCGGGCCCAUCAAGCGGCGGGGCGCAAGUGCAACAACCACAAGAAGCCCCACCAAAUAUCUUUCAGACAAUGCAAUUGAGUUCAGCAUUUCCGUCCUUACGUGGAUCCUUCCAGCAACCAUUUCAGCAAUCACAGCUACAGUAUCGACAGAAUCCGUUCGCAUACGCCCUGCCUCCUUCUCUCCUUGCAAUUGAUCCGUCGAUAGAGAGAACAAACGCGCUAUCGAGGCUAACUUCUCCGCGAUUGGAGCUGGCAUCACAAAUGGAAGCAGCCCGGAAUCCUUUUGCGUAUCUGAACUCGAAUAUGAAUUCCAAUGUGCCUUCUUUUGGGUAUGAGAACAUCUUUCCACCAAAUCCGGCACUCGCUGGUUUGACUCGGUCGACAGUUGAUUCUCUUAGCACUUCCAUCAGACAACAAAGAGAGCUUUUACAGCGCCAAAUGCUUUUCGCACAGGCCCUACCUUCUACAGCUCAAACAUCAGCUAAUACUCCGAACGAGCAAAUGCAAGCUCUUCAGAGGCUUCGCCAGGCGCACGCAUUGGGUCAAAAUCCUAUUGUUCCGACUCAACAAGGUCUUGUGCACACCAUCUCAAGAAAAGAUACGACAGCAGAUGGAUCUCCAGGGAAAGACAAGGUGAAGGGAGCUAAAUAG